Python bivittatus (Burmese python) is the source of this 1430-nucleotide messenger RNA. The record is from RefSeq and is a predicted model, not a curated record. NCBI's taxonomy places the organism in Eukaryota, Metazoa, Chordata, Lepidosauria, Squamata, Pythonidae.
AUGACACGUCUUUAUGGGGUCCGUGACCGGAGCCCCUCUCCCUGCCAAUCUUUGGAGUCCUGUGCUAAUUCAUCAAGGGAGUUAAAGGAUCCUUACAUUUGGCUAAAGUGGUAUGUGUGCAAUACGGAGCAGUUGUGUGAAGCACUUCAGCCUAUCUUCAUCCAGAGUUACCUUGACCAAGGAACCCGGAUCUUCUUAAACAAUAGUAUUGAGAAGUCGGGCUGGUUGUUCAUUCAACUUUAUCACUCCUUUGUAUCCUCUGUUUUUAGCCUAUUCAUGUCCAGGACGUCCAUCAAUGGCUUGCUGGGAAGAGGUUCCAUGUUUGUGUUUUCACCUGAACAAUUUCAGAGACUGCUCAAAAUCAAUCCAGACUGGAAGUCCCGUCGGCUUCUCGAUUUAGGAGCUGGAGAUGGCGAAGUCACAAAAGUCAUGAGUCCCCACUUUGAAGAAACAUACGUGACUGAGUUGUCUGAAACAAUGAUUUGGCAGCUUCAAAAGAAGAAAUACAGGGUGCUUGGCAUCAAUGAAUGGCAGAACACAGGAUUCCAGUAUGACGUCAUCAGUUGCUUGAAUCUGCUGGACCGCUGCGACCAGCCGUUGACCGUAUUAAAAGAUAUCAGGAGCGUGCUGGAGCCGACGAGAGGCCGAGUCAUUCUGGCACUGGUUCUGCCUUUUCAUCCAUAUGUGGAAAAUGGUGGCAAGUGGGACAAACCUUCCGAAGUUUUGGAAAUCAAAGGACAGACGUGGGAGGAGCAGGUGAACAGCCUUCCCGAAGUUUUUAAGAAAGCUGGCUUUGCCAUCGAGGCAUUCACCAGACUACCAUACUUGUGCGAAGGCGACAUGUACAACGACUAUUACGUCUUGGAUGACGCCGUCUUUGUGCUCAAGCCAAUCUGAAUCGUGUCCUCGGGUCCAACCGGAAGCCACCAGCGAAUAAACCAUUUUGAUUCUUUUGAUUGGUUGAUUUUUGUUUAUUUUGUGGUUUUGUUUUUAAUUACGAUUAAUUACAGGACGGGGGAUUUUUGUGGUUGUCUAACCUCAGUUGGCAUCAUGACUGAAAAUCAAAAUACUAAUUUCUUCGUAAUACCCUUUUUUUUUAAGGACAUCCUUUUGAAAACAUCAGAGUUCUUUCCAUUAUGAUUUCUUAAACCCAGGACACAUCUGAUGAAGUGGAGAUAUUUUUAUACCUAGCCUUGUAGGACUACUGAUCCAGUAAUUGCCAAGAAAUGAUGCAAACAAAGCCAGCCCAGCCCAUUUUCCUCAAGGACAUAUAAAGCGAAUACCGACAAUAGAAUUGUCCAUCCGCUCAACUUGAAAUCUGGGUUGGUCAAACGUCGGGCUAGACUUUUUUUUUCCUUCCGUGUUUCUGAAAUUAUUUUCUGUUGGUCUUCAGCACAUGUUUUUAAUCAUGCUAAUAAAACUUUUUUUGA